Molecule: messenger RNA, 1488 nt
Organism: Chlamydomonas reinhardtii
Lineage: Eukaryota; Viridiplantae; Chlorophyta; Chlorophyceae; Chlamydomonadales; Chlamydomonadaceae
Exons: 3
Coding region: 684-908 (74 amino acids)
Source: RefSeq, a predicted model, not a curated record
GGGACGUCGGACUCAACGAAUUGGCGAAGGACUAAUUGAUUCUCCGCUUCUUCGAUUGCCGAAACUCUUGCACCAGAGCAAUUCUGUGACAUUGUUGCACGAUAUGACAGGCUGAGAUCAACACGCCUGCAACCGCGCAAACGGGCUGACAUAGUCUGCCGGAAGGCGAGGUCAGACGGCGGGCGCGCGGCGACCGCGGCACCCGCCCUUCAGCUCAGUUGACUGACUAACCAAGUGGGGUUAUGAUGGCAAGCGAUUAGCUCAAACAUCCAACUGGAGCGAGGAAUGGACCUUGGGGCUGGUGGGGUGCUAGGUAGUCCAGGUAUGGCCACGGUGUGCACAUUCCGCACAUUCCACACGCCUUCCAUGCGUAUCUUCCUUUGCCAUGCAUUCCCAAAGCCACCCCUUAACCUCUAGAACAGCCAACACGUCCCCAUGCCUGACACCCCUACGGAACGGGGGCGACCGGGCCCGCCGCGGCAAUCAGGCGCGUCGACAUGCAAAAUUGCCAGCUUUCUUAUCCCGGAUUGUUUGCCAUGACAUAGUUGCCUCAUGUAGUCCACAACGUUAAACCUCAGUCGCAUUGCCAGCGACCUCGCGACAGUCAAACGUGCAUGGACUCGUGAAAUCGUUUCUCGCUCCGGCUGGAUUUGACCCGCCACCUAUUUGCAAUCUUCAUAGUAAUGUGCGGCAUUCGCGGUUUGCGCCAGGCAGGACCAGGGGCAGGGGUGAACCACACGGGUGAACCACCCCUGGUGGGAAAUCUUAUGCCGGUAGCCGCCGGUCGUGCAGAGGUGCUGGACGGCCUGCGUCGGCUCCUGGAAUCCCUGGGCAGCCCGGCGGCACCGACCCCAAGGAGGCUGGGCGCGAGGGCGCCGGGCGGAGCGGCGGGUGGAGCGGCGACCUAGCCAGCUGGCAGCUGGCCGCAGGAGCAGCAGCACUGGUGGUGCUCCCUGCCGUCCUUGUAAGCCCGAUUGAGAGAGCAAUUCUGUGCCCUGUGUCUUGUGCCUCUUUCGGGGCGGGGGGCGUGACGGGUGAGAAUGCCAGCGGAAUCAGCAGCAACUAUCAGCAACAACCAUCACUAAAACCGGAACAGCAUGUUAGCGCGCGUCUCACCCCGGUUUGGUCCAGGGUCAGGUUUCAGGGUCAGGUCUCAGGGUCAGGUUUCAGGGGCAGGUUUUAGGUUGUGGGCUGAGUCGGUGGCUGAGUUGGGGCUGAGUCAAUGGCUGAGUUGGCCCCCCCGUGCCGGAUUGCUGGGUUGCCGAGUUGGACAUCCUGGAUUGCGGGAGCACCCCGCUCAGCAAACUGGAUAGUUGGCGCAUGAUGGAAGGCGUGCGGGGGGCACGGCGGGGGGGGGGUGGGGGCUCCGACCAAAGAGGCAAAGCGAUAACCCAGUCGGCCAGCUCAGGUUGGUGAAGCAGAGGCGCUUGCACUAGUUUAGAUGGCGGAAACACGGCAGAUUGGCGACUGACCCUCUCCUCAGAUUGG